GGCCAGACUUUGCUACCCAAACCAUCCCAGAUCCCUGCAAGACAGUCACAGGCAUGAUGCUGUCCCCAACGGCCCUCCCCAGCGUGUCCUGGAUGCUGCUCUCCUGUCUAGUGCUCCUGUCUCAGGUCCAAGGUGAAGACUCCCACAAUAAACCAUCCUCUCCAAGGAUCAGCUGUCCCAAAGGCUCAGUGGCCUAUGCCUCCCAUUGCUAUGCCUUGUUUAUGACACCAAAAUCCUGGUUUGAUGCAGAUAUGGCCUGCCAGAAGCGGCCCUCAGGACACCUUGUGUCUGUGCUCAACGGGGCUGAGGGAUCCUUCCUGUCUUCUCUGGUCAAGAACAUAGUGAACAGCUACUCAUACAUCUGGAUUGGGUUCCAUGACCCCACACUGGGCUAUGAGCCUAACGGAGGGGGAUGGGAGUGGAGCAGCGGUGAUGUGCUGAAUUACCUUGCCUGGGAGAGAGAUCCUACCACGGUCUCAAAUCCUGGACACUGUGCGACCCUGUCAAGAAGUGCAGGAUUUCUGAGGUGGAGAGAUUAUAACUGUGAGUUGAAGUUACCCUACGUCUGCAAGUUCAAGAGCUAGGGCGGCUGGAAUUUCAUCAGCCUGAGUUGGGUUUGCAGCAGAUCAUGGAUUUAGGACCCCAUGUGAAGACCAUCGCACCAAUGGACUAUUCUUCCCCACAACCCCAAACCAGACCACCUCAUUUUAACCCUCCCUGGUCCUCUCUUUCCUUUACUUGCAUUUCAGGCUCUUCUUUGUAUUUCAUAUACUGAGGUCUGAGACCCAACAAUAAAAAUGUUAAUUUAUA
Molecule: messenger RNA, 810 nt
Organism: Tupaia belangeri chinensis (Chinese tree shrew)
Lineage: Eukaryota; Metazoa; Chordata; Mammalia; Scandentia; Tupaiidae
Product: regenerating islet-derived protein 3-alpha-like
Exons: 6
Coding region: 54-584 (176 amino acids)
Source: RefSeq, a predicted model, not a curated record